GGAACAUAUUUAUCUCAAAGUAGAUAUUCGUGCGCUGCUGACACGCCGACAUCAACAUUCUUUUACCCACUUAGUUACCGAGUUCAAAACGGCAAAUUGUACGGCACAUAUCCGUCACAGGAAUAUCAAAUAUCAAUAUCAAGACUUUUGAAAGAAUCAUCUUGAAAAACAUAUCAAUAUCAGGGUGAUGUCAAUGUCGGUGACUGUGCUGUGCCCCGGCGGCCGCCGCCAGGUGGUCAAGGUCACUCCGAACACCAGCCUUCUGCAGAUCCUGGAGGAGGCAUGCGGCAAGCAGAAGCUGGAUGCCAAGUCAUUCAAUCUGAUGCACUACAACCGCCGCCUAGACCUGAGCAGCUCGGUGCGUUUCGCCAGCCUGCCGAACCGCGCGCAGCUGGAGCUGGCAGCCUCGGAGGAGAGCCGGGUGGACAGUGACGUCACGCUGGCCCUGCAGUUGCCAGAUGGACAGAGGCUGGUCAAACAGUUCCCCUGUGCCGCCACUCUGUACGAGGUGCUCGCAGACCACUCUGUACUGCCCUCGGACGACCUCACCGUUCCUGUCUGUAUCUACGCGCGUCGCGAGGUAGCGGGGGCGGCCGCCCUCAAAGCCACCACCAUCAGAAGUCUGGGGCUGACCGGCGGCAAGGCCAUACUACGGUACGCCCCUCGGCCCGCCAAUCAGGAGGCCGGCAGUCAGGCACAUGUCUCGGCGCCAUUGGUCAAACCGGCGGCCCCGGACAGCCAAUCAGCGCCGCUCGCCGCCGCCGCCAGCCAAUCACAGACGGCCGUGUCGCCCGGCCGCGAUGACGUCACCACCCGGCCGCCGCCGGCGGUGUGUGACGUCACACAGGCCAGCAGCGAGCCGGUAUUGGCUGCUGGAGCGGCGCCGGCGGCGACUGAACAGCCAAUGACUGUCGACGAGGCGAGUGACUGCCCGAGUCCACCGGCACCACUCUCAGUCUCAGUCUCCCGUGACGCGUCCAGUGCAGAGGCCAGCCGCGCCACCUCCAGUACCAGCGGGGACGCGUUUCUGAUGGAGGGCGCCUCUCUGGGCAGCAGUGCUGGCAGCUCGCAGAUGGAGGUUCAGGAGCAAGAGGAGGAACGAACCGUGUUUUUGGGGGAGCGGCAAGCGGUGGCGUUUUCUCUGGACGACGCGGCAUCUGGCAGCGCUCAGCCAGAGCUGCCAGAUGACUUUUAUGACGUCACGGUGAACGAUGCCCGCCGGCGGCUGGCCCAGCUCAGAGAGGAGCUUUCAGCGAUGGAUAACAGUCCCCUGCUCACGGCCGGUCAGAGGGAGGCUCGCCGUCAGGCAGACCUCCUGACCAGGCUCUCGGCCCACCGGCAUUGCGUGGUGCGGGUACAGUUUCCCGACCGGCUCGUACUGCAGGGCGUGUUUCUAUCGACAGACACGGUACAGGUGGUGAUGGACUUUACCGCUCAGUUUCUGGAGGACCCCGCCGCCAAAUUCACACUCUUCGUGACUCCGCCCAAGACGCCACUAGCGCCAUCUGCGCGCCUGUUCGAAGUGGACUGCGUGCCGGCAGCUCUAGUUCACGCUGCUGCCGCUGGCGGCGCCACAGUCGCUCUGUCUCCGUCCGUUCGGUCUCGUCUGAGCUCUCCGGCGGGGGCGGCACUGGCUCUGCGAGGAGUGAGAUCGGACCCCUCGUCAGAGAGCACGGGCACAGCCUGUGCGGACUCCGGCUCUGUCUCCGGGUCCGGAUCCGCCUCUGGAUCCGCCUCCGGGUCCGGAUCCUCGGCUGGAGCCCGGAGCAGGGUGGCACGUCCAGCUGCAGCAAGUGGGUCCACCGAGAGGGGUGUGCCAAAGUGGUUCAAAAUGGGGCCGAAGUAGCUGCCUGUCUGCCUUUUGGGGAAUGGGAGGGGUUUGGACGUCGCUAUUAGGAGAGGGUGGGAGGUAGAGCGAGAGAGAGAGAAAGCGAGAGAGAGAGAGAGAGAGGGAGGGAGGGAGGGAGGGAGGGAGGACAAGGGGAUGUGAAGCCUAUUCGUAAUAGAAAGGUGAUGAUGCCGUCGAUAUGAGUACGGUUUGUAAAGAAUGUGAGAGAAGAUCGAAGCCGUUGUGGAGAUUAAUUGAAUGAAUUGGCCAGUUUUCGUCAUAAUAAUCUUCAUUGUCGCCAUGCUAAGCAUCAUCAGUCGAACUUACGGCAUAUUAGCGUGAGUAAUACUUCCAGCAAAAUGUUAGACAUAAUUACAUGACAUAUUGAAGAAUGACACCAUAGUAUGAAUCAGGAUAGUCGAUAGGGGGAUAUUAUUCUCUUGCCAUCCGCUGCUGCUAUGCCUUGGCCUACCACCCUCGGGCUGCUGUUAAACCGACAUUUUAUUGGAAUGCAGACCAUCGUAAGAAAUCGUAAAUGGUUUGUCCAUCGCAUUAUGCUUUACGCAUGCUAAUCAAGCUUUGAUUGCCGCCCGCUGAAACAUGCAUUUAUCAGUGAGCCUUGAAUGUUUUUGGCGCCGUCUAUUGUUCUGUGUUAUAUUACACAUCAUAAUCCGCGCAUUCACAUAGCAACAACUGCUUUUCUGUUAUCCAUCUAUUGGCGUAGCGACUCUCUCAUGCCUAUAUCAAGGCUGUAGAACUCCCACCAAACGCUGUCUUUGGCUGCCUUUCUAACAGAAGCGUGCUGCCACCAGUGCUUUGAUUAGGUCCUGUUGGUGAUUUUGGACCCCAACUUUGGUGACACCACUGUGGUUACGUAACGGAGUUUUCUGGCACGGAUAACAACAGUGAUCGUUACAGGGAUUUGGAACACAAAGUUGGUAGUGGGAGCUCAAAAAAUGAAGCAUCGAAAAUUGUGUCGGCUUCUCGUGUGUUUGUGAAAAUUGUUUGUCUUUUCGUUCCAAUAAUACUUGCAUAGGUAUUGAAUAUCAUUGAAUUGCACUGUUUUUUAUAUUUAACCCUGUCAAUGAAUGUUUAAAUCAAUAAUCCAAUCCACGCAUAUUUUUCUUACAUUGCAACCCCACUCAUCACUCAUAUUCUUCCAUGUUCUGCCUAGCACCACGCGCUAGCCUGCUGCCGGAUGUCAUAUUUCGUGACCGGCAGCCGGGAGGGGGGAGGGGGAGGGGGUCAGUUUGUCAGUGUCCCGUGCCGGGGUCAGCCGCGUGUGUUGACCUUUGGUGUUUUGUCGGCGCGUGGGCCGUGGGCGGGUUAGCCUGGCCUGAGCUGUGAUCCUUUUCGCUGUGGUGAACUGGUGUUAAUAAAGAGAUGAAU
Messenger RNA from Amphibalanus amphitrite, 3217 nucleotides. Its product is annotated as tether containing UBX domain for GLUT4-like. The transcript is spliced from 11 exons. The record is from RefSeq and is a predicted model, not a curated record. Gene Ontology annotation, molecular function: protein binding. Bases 188 to 1846 code for a protein of 552 amino acids. Lineage: Eukaryota; Metazoa; Arthropoda; Thecostraca; Balanomorpha; Balanidae.